This is a messenger RNA of Cephus cinctus (wheat stem sawfly), 2022 nucleotides long. Its product is annotated as acid sphingomyelinase-like phosphodiesterase 3b. Lineage: Eukaryota; Metazoa; Arthropoda; Insecta; Hymenoptera; Cephidae. The coding region runs from base 10 to 1554 and encodes 514 amino acids. The record is from RefSeq and is a predicted model, not a curated record. The transcript has 9 exons.
UCGAAAGCAAUGUUUAUACUUGAUAUUACAAUUGUAUUUAUUCUUUAUUUUUUAAUUAACAUUAAUGAAGCACUAGAACGCAAUGUGUCAAGUGCCGUGAAAAAUAAGGAGCGCGUUAUGAAAGUUAGAGAAAUUGGUUACUUCUGGCACGUAGCGGAUGUCUUUUUUGAUCCUUACUAUUCAGUUUUGGGUUCGCCCGAGAGCGAUUGUCAUGUAGCCCCCAAACAAAAUUUUACACGAAAUUGUGGAUUUUUUGGUGAAUUCGAACAAUGUUCCUCCUUUGGUUUGGUCAAUUCGAUCGGCAGAAUGAUGAAUCUGAGAAGCAAGAAUAGAACAAAUUUUUAUAUAUUCACUGGAAAUGUUAGAUGCCCAUAUCAAAUUCAGAAUUCGCAAAUGAUCUAUGAGACCAUGAGAGCUUUUGUUACAAAUAUUCAAGAUUCUGGAUUGAAUGCCAGCAUUUAUCCAAGUUAUGGUUGGUACGAUUAUCAUCCAUUUGGUCACCAUCCCACGAAGUAUACCACUUUCUAUAGUAAAAUGAGUGAAAUUUUGAGAGAUCAAUGGGAAAGUUCGGCUUUUCUUCAAUCUCGCUGGAACUUUGGUUACUUUUCCUAUGUUCAACGGCCGUACAGUAACUUACGAGUAAUUGUCUUGAAUACUAAUUACUACAUAAAGAAGCAUGUAGCUAGUCAAUCGGCUGAUCCUUCGGGACAAUGGUCCUGGCUGAUUAAACAGUUAAGAGAUUGCCGUCUGAACAGACAAAAGGCCUACAUUGUGAUGUCUGUUCCACCCGGUGUAGAGGAUAUAGAGGGUGGAUUAUUCAGAACAAGCGAAGAACUUUCUUGGGCUCAGAAACAUAAUAAACGAUACCUCGGUGUUAUUCGUACAUUUUAUGACGUAAUCGUUGCGCAAUUUGCCAGUCAUCGCUCGGACACCUUUCGGUUAAUUUACAGUAAAUACGAGAAACUUAUUUCCUUCAUUCUAUUGUCUCCAUCGAUUCAACCGCAUUAUUCAAAUUUACCUUCGGUUAGGAUGUACAUGUAUGAUAUGAAGAGUACUAAGGUAGUCGAUUAUGUCCAGUAUUAUUUCAAUAUGAGUUGGGGCAAUGAUGAGAUGGAUAGAAAAUCGUCAGAGAAAUAUUGGAAAGUCAGAUAUAAUUUUAGAGACCAUUACGCACUUCCGGAUUUGAGUUUGUAUAGCUUAGAGACGCUCCUGGCCCGAAUGGCCAAAGGAAAUAUUUUCUUUAAAAGGUUUAUCAAAGCUACCCGUGCAAUGCAAUAUGGUGGAGAUAUUUGUUUCGGCCGAUGCAAGAUGGUCAUGAUGUGUUUAAUUACAAAUAUCGAAUUGACUGACUUUUUCGAAUGCAUUUCCGGUUCCAUUGCAACUAUCGAUGGACGUAUCGAAGAUUCGAACGAUUUACAUCAAUCUGGUCGAGAUUACAUGCGGAGAUAUUUAAGUCCGUCCGGAAGUGCAAUGCGAAAUACAAUUUCUAUUAUAUUACUGAUCUUUUGCUUUCUUGUUACAUGGGCAAUAAUAACAAGAAAAAUAUCAAUCUAACAAAAUCUCAUAAUCUCAUUAUUGGUGUUGAUAUUUUUUUUUUCUUAACAGUAAGCAAGAGGAUAGGAGUUUGAUAACCUAAAAAGAAAAAGGAAGUCAAAUCAUAUAUUUACGUGGGAUCAUGAAAGUCGAUAAGUCUUUUUUGAAAAAAAUAAAAGUCUUUUAGUACUGAAUGUCACGACAUCUUCUUUUAUCGCUAUGAUUGGGACGGACAAAUUUAUUGUAAUCCGACAUUCAUGUAAUCAGAACUAUUAUACAAGAUUUCUUUACAACCGAUUUUCUUAAUUUCCUUCGCAUUCAGUCUGCGACUACGGCAAGUCAGAUAAAUAAGUUUUUGUGUAGAAUUUUCAAAUAAUAAGUAAAACCACCGCGUCAUGCUGGACAUUAGUCCCUGAAGAAUUGCAUCUUUACGUUACAAUCAUAUUACUGCCAAAAUCAUGUUUUACUUUUUCCUACAAUAAUUAGAAG